This is a messenger RNA of Actinia tenebrosa (Australian red waratah sea anemone), 1485 nucleotides long. Its product is annotated as coiled-coil domain-containing protein 85C. The record is from RefSeq and is a predicted model, not a curated record. NCBI's taxonomy places the organism in Eukaryota, Metazoa, Cnidaria, Anthozoa, Actiniaria, Actiniidae. Gene Ontology annotation, cellular component: nucleus. Gene Ontology annotation, biological process: negative regulation of DNA-templated transcription.
GCCGCACAUAUAUCGAUUUAUCGUGUGAACUCUUGGCGUAAAAUGGUGCGUACCUUCGGUUUACAUUUAAAAAACAGAUGUUUUACAUAAUAGUUUCGACACCAAAAUGUAUCACGUUGUCCUAGACUAUGUUUAUCUUUUUAUGAACCAAAUUUAAGGUUUUUGGAACAGGGAAAAUGAGUGUUAAGAACGUAAACGCGUCACGGAGUGACACAGAUGAGAAAGCUACCGUAUCAAUGGAGGAACAUGAACAAGUAUUGCAGAAACUGCGUCAAGCAGAGGAGGAAAAAAUAAAUAUCAUCAAAGAUCAUGGCAAUUUAAUCAAAGAAUUUAAUCGGAGAAUGCACGUUCAUCUCGAAGAAAUCCGUUUAUUAAAGGAAGUAAACCACAAACUGCAAGCGGAUAUGCAAGAACUGCGAGAUUUGUGUUGUUAUUUGGACGAUGAUAGACAUAAAUGUCGAAAACUUGCCCGAGAAUGGCAGAGGUUUGGUCGAUAUACGGCUACAGCUAUGAGAAAUGAAGUAUCGGACUAUCAAGAUAAAUUGCAUGCCUUGGAAAUUCGACGAAACGAACUAUCGUCGGAUAACAACGAACUCAAAGAAUUAUGCUUAUAUCUCGAUCAGCAACGAGAAAAUUUAACUCGGAAUAGAAUUUGUGUUAAGUGCCUUCAAUCUAUGGCAACGGAGACAACAAGUUCUUCAAUUGGGAGAGGCUCCAGAGAUAUUUUAAAAGAAAAAGGUGUUGGAUACUCCGAAAAACUUGAAGCAAGAUUGAGCACUAUAGGUACAGAAAGAAGAAACUCCUUACCUCAACCACAAGAUACAACAUACAUGUAUGGCAGAGGACAGAAAAAGAGAGUUUCAUUCACUUUUCCAGAGGAGAUUGAUACAGAUACUGAUAGCGCAGAUAGUUUCUCAAGAUCAGCAAAAACAAAUGGAUAUAAGGACAACACCCAUCCAGGAAUUUUAAGAAAUGGACUAAAACCUCUGCCAAAAAAGGGUGUAUUACCAUUCCCUGAUAACACAAAAAUGACUCCAGAGGAAAUAGAACAAGCAAUGAAAGUUUUAGAAAUCCAUGAAAAGCUGGAUCACAACGCCAAAGAACCUGCUCAAAAGGAUGGUGAAAACUUAGGUGAAAAUGAAGUAGCCGUUUUAAAAGAAAUGUGCAAUAUUGUUUGGAGAAAAUUAUCGAAUAAUCAUUCUGGACCCAAAAAAGUCAGUAAUGGUCAUGAAGAAAAAGAAGAUGAAGAUGAAAUCUUGGAAGACCUUUUGUGAUUAAAUAUGAAAUUAAGUCAUGUACAAAGUAAAUCAUAUAAAACAAACCAUGAAUAUAGCUUGUGCCCCCUAACCGUAUAACACCUUGACCAUGCAUGGCUCUUUUUACAAUAGACUACUAUGUUAACUGUUAUUAUCAUUUCAUAGUUUUGCUGCCACUAGUAAAAUGAGUGCUUUGUGAUUUUUCCUAUAUUUAUGAGCUCUAACUGGC